CUGAUUCGGGACAGCGGCACGUACGCCGAGUUUUUGGUGGACAUGGCACGUUCAGGGCUCGUCUCCUUCACGAGCGAGAGGCCAUCCACCGUGGGAGUCUUCUUCGUAAAGAAAGGUCCAGAUCGUCUCCGACUCAUCCUGGACACUCGACGAGCAAACAAGCUGUUGUUGGAUCAUUGCCACACCCAGUUCUCUACGCCAUCGAGUUGGUCCUCUUUGUACUUGCCACCCGAGGCGGAGCUGAUGAUGUCUCAGACCGACGUCAACAACGCGUUCUACCGCAUCCAGCUCCCCCCCGGCAUGAACGACUACUUCAUCCUGUCCAGCAUCGACGCCAAGUGGAUCACCGAGGCCGCUCCUGAUCUGGCCCUUGGUCUCCCCGCGGGCAUCCGCAUCUCCCCGCGCAUGGAGGUGCUGCCCAUGGGGUUCAACUGGGCGUUAUUCUUCUGCCAGGAGAUGGUCCGCAACGCCGCGGAGGACGCCGGCUUCGCUGACGGACGGAUGUUCCUGGACCGCCACUCGGCCCCCGACAUCACCACCGAGCCAGGCGCCGCCGUGUACGUCGACGGCGUGGCCGUGGUGGGGGCGGACCUGGAGGCGGUCGAGGCCGGCGGAGUCGCCGUGGCCAAGCAGCUGGAGGAGCGCGGCCUCCAGGUCAAGGGGGUCGAAGGCCCCUCGGACUCCCAGACCUUCACGGGGAUGGAGUUCGAUCGGACCUCCGGCCGCAUCUCGCUCAGCCGCGAGAGGAUCUGGAGGCUGCGCGCGGCCCUGCUGUUUGCUGCGGACCAGCGCUACUUGACUGGGCGCCAGAUGCGGCGCCUGGUCGGCCACUACACGUGGAGCGCGACUCUGCGGCGUGAGCUCCUCUUCAGCAGCGUCUACGCCCGGGCGGAGAAGGCGGGCGACAAGAGGUGGCGCCUGUGGCCUUCGGCCGAACGGGAGCUCCGACAGGCCGCCGCCCUCGUGGCCUUCGCCUUCGCGGACCCCAAGCGCCCGUUCCACGCCGCGGUCGUGGCGACCGACUCAGGCGCCGGGCUGGACGACGCCGGCGGCUACGGCGUGGUCACGCAGGAGUGGCCCGUGGAGAAGGUCCGGCGCUGCUGUGGGCAUGCCGAGAAGUGGCGCUACGGGGUGCAGGGGCUCGUCGCGGCCAGGGCUGCCGCGCUGGGCAGCCCCGCCGACCCCAGCUCGCCUCGCCCGACGGCGGAGAGCGGCGAGAGGACCACAGACUUCGAGAGCAUGACGCGGGACGACAUCGGGGCCUUCGAGAACUGGAAGCUGGCCGUGCUCGCCAGCCGCUUCGAUGCCGAGCUGGAGAGCGCGGCCCGCAGCCUUGGGCCCGCCCUUGGCGGGGACGCCUGCGGCCGCCCCCUCGCCGGCCUGGGGGGCCAGCUCGCUGCUGAGGAGGCCAGGCUCGGCGCUGCCGCCGCGGAGGCCGGUGAGCUCAGCGACAGCUCCUCCAGCUCGGGGGAGAGCUGGCCAGCCGGCCCCAGCGGCAGCGACGGCCACGCGCCGCUGCGCACGGGGCGGGCCGACUGCGGCACGAUCGACUCGAGCAGCAUCGACCUGCGAGCCCGCCGCGGACAGCAGAGACGGCAGCACCAGGCGCGGGAGAUCGCCGAGGCCCGACGCCACGGCUUCACCAGCCUCCAGAUGGCCAAGAUAGGGCCUCGCUCCCGCGCUCAGUACCAGAAGUUUCACCAGGCCUUCCUGGAGUGGAGCAGCCAGGAGGGUCAGCCACUGGACACCGACCUCCAGAUCGACCGGGCCCUCAGCAGGUACAUGGAUUACCUGUACUACGAGGGCUUCAACGCGGACGCGGGCGAGAAGGUGCUGGCGGCUGUGACCUUCCACGGCCCAGUGGAGGGCAUGGAGCUUCCAGGAGCUCGCCGGGCGCUGGCGGGGUUCCGGCGCCGGGCGAGCGCGAGGACCCGCAGCCCCCUGCCACUGGCGGGCGUGAUGGCCAUCGUGGGUGCAGCGGCAGCCGACGGCCAGCUCCCCUUUGCCCUGGGGCUGGUGCUGGCGUGGGAGGCCUACCUCAGGCUGCCGUCCGACCUCGUGAGCAUGGUGGGCGCCUCUCUGGUCAGGCCAGCCGCCCGGAGCCCCCAGGCGUGCUGGGGCCUGCUCCUGUUUCCUCAGGAGGGGGAGGCGCGCAGCAAGAUGGGACACUACGACGAGGGGAUCAUGCUGGACGGCCAGUUCGGAUCCACGCUAGCGCCUUUCCUUCGCCGGCUGAAGGCCCAGACCGCCGACGCCAGCCCGCUGUGGUCCUUCUCGAGCGCCACCUUCAGGCGCCUGUUCAACGAGUACGCCGCGAAGGUCAGCCUCGGAGGCAAGAAGCCCUACCAGGUCAGGCACGGGGGAGCCUCGCUGGACGCCCUAGAGUGCCGGCGCAGCCUGAAGGAGAUCCAGGAGCGACUCCGCCACCUGUGCGAGUCCAGCACCCGUCGGUACAAGAAGGGGACCAGGUACCUGGCCGAGGUCAACAGCCUCGACAGCCGGGCCCGAGCCUACGGCGAGCAGGUCCUCAGGCAGCUCGACGGGGCGGUGGAGCGGGCCUCGGACACCAAGGUGAUCCGCCACCUCCGUCAGGGGCUCGCCCGGGCCAGCAGGCGGGGCCGGCGCCGGGGGCAGGUGUUCCUUGACGUGUUCAGCGGUGCUGGCGGCGUCGCCAAGGCCCUCGAGCGCCACGGCGACAACGGCUGCCUCCAGAUCGACACGGAGGCCGACGUAGCCUUCGACCUCACCCGCCGCUCGGCCCAGCAGCUCAUCUUGGGCUGGAUGGCCGGCAG
This is a messenger RNA of Prorocentrum cordatum, 2792 nucleotides long. The record is from the annotation of a GenBank genome assembly. Lineage: Eukaryota; Dinophyceae; Prorocentrales; Prorocentraceae.